Hydractinia symbiolongicarpus is the source of this 3165-nucleotide messenger RNA. RefSeq lists its product as uncharacterized. Gene Ontology annotation, cellular component: plasma membrane; postsynaptic membrane. Gene Ontology annotation, molecular function: glutamate-gated receptor activity; transmitter-gated monoatomic ion channel activity involved in regulation of postsynaptic membrane potential. Bases 717 to 2648 code for a protein of 643 amino acids. Lineage: Eukaryota; Metazoa; Cnidaria; Hydrozoa; Anthoathecata; Hydractiniidae. The record is from RefSeq and is a predicted model, not a curated record. The transcript is spliced from 5 exons. Gene Ontology annotation, biological process: synaptic transmission, glutamatergic; modulation of chemical synaptic transmission.
CGGCUUAGCAUGGCACAUGGUUCAAAUAGGCGACACAAUUCUUAAAUUCCAAUACUCUGAACCCCUUCAACGUUUACAUCCAUAGCUCAUACUGGUACUUCGACAUGUCCUUUCACGUCGUUAAAGAAACAUUUAAACAUUAAAAGAUAAAGAAACCAGUCUGAUUUGUAGCUACUUCGCGUAUUAGCAUAUGAAAGAAGCUCAAAACGUACUUGAUACAACUGUAUUUGAUAUGGGACGGCCAAAACAAAUUGUCUAUAUAAAAACUUUCCUAAAACCAAAUAAUUAUUUUUAUACAGAUAUAAGGAACUUUAAGUUUUGAAACUCAAAAUUCAGUAAAAGAAUUGGUCUAUCUAUUUUAACCUUUACAAGUAAUAAGUAAAUUAAAUAAAAGGCUGAUGUAAAUAAAGGACAAAAAGAUAAAAAAACGAAACAAAUCGUGAAGAAUUAUCAAAGAUUAUGCAUUCAAAAUUCGUCUAGCCAAUAACAGAUUAAAUCCUGCUGUUAAGGAUUGUCUCCAGUUUGUAGAUAACAUAUAUAUACGAUCAACUUGUUUUGUAACAGACAAUGUUUUCGAAAAUUCAAUUUAAAUAUUUUAUCUAGAAAAGUAGAUUUGAGGAACGACUCAAAACUGUGAAUUUAUCUACAAGCCGUCCUGUUUUUCGCAUUUGGAUCAACAGCAAUAGCGUAAAUAGCGUUAAGGAGGGUCACAUAACAUGUUUGAUAUAAAGAACGUAAUUCAAGCAACCGCGCUAGUAAUUACGCAAAUCCUGUUUAGUAGGGAAAAAGCAAUUUUUAUAACGCGUGGUAACAAUACACAGUACCCGUCGUGUAAUACGAGCACUAUAGACACAUCUCUGGUUAACGUCUCUGAUGGAAUAAUAUCGAUUUUCGAUUUUUACACAAAACAUCACAAAUCAAAUUCUGAGUAUAUAUAUGUGGUCGAUAAACGACAUAAAAAUAUUUUGGACGCAUUUGGUGGACUAAAUAGAAACAUAAUUACACUGGAUGUACUAAAGGAAAAAAGCAAUCAGCAGGAACAUACUGCAUCUUAUCAUACAAGGAAUAGUGAGGAGUUGAAAAGCAUUAUGAAGGAUUUUUCCAUAACACGGCUGUUGAUUAUCGCAUACAGAGAUUGUAAUAGCACAAUUAUAAGCACAUUACGUUCCAACUUGAAGAAAAGUAAGCUGAAAUGUACCUGUAAUUCAAUGUAUAAGGAUCAAGUACUAAGUAAUUUACCACAGCUUCUUGAAGGAACUGAGAUAGUGUUGCUUCUAUUAUCUGCACUGGAUGCUAAUGUAGUAUUAGAGAGAAUGCUGCACUAUGAAAUAAAAGAAGUUUUAAUUCUUACAACAGGCAUACCAGUACAGGUCCUUAGAGGAAUGGAAAUGAUGUACAGCAAAUUUAACUUGAUUAAUCUUCCAAACAGCGAGGAUAAUGAUAUAGUAUUAGAUACUGAAAAUGUUGCAGAGUUUCUACAGGAAUCUGACUUAAAUAAUAUAUUUGAAAUCUUACCAAUGUUCAAUACAACCUACGACGGAAAGAAAAGUUCUUACUCACGAAUACCACUUCUGAAAGAGACGUGGAGGGUUGCAAGCAUUCAGUAUGCUCCGUAUUGCAUUGUGCUGCCAUUUCAGCCAGUGAAUGACAUUUGCGUAGUUGGUGUACCAUGCCUUGUUCCUGACAUAACUGAAAAUGAUACAAAAUGGAAUGAUGCUUGCUGCUCCGGUAUGGCAGUGGAUCUACUAAAGUUAAUUUCUAAUGAAUGGAAGGUUAAGUUUGAACUUUAUAUAGCAGAGGAUGGAUUAUUUGGAGGCUUCAAUAAUGGCACAUGGGAUGGAAUUAUCAAUGAGGUUUAUUCUGACAACGCAGAUAUUGGCAUACAAGGAAUUACACCAACUGCUGAAAGAAGUAAGGUUGUUGAUUUUUCAGAAAGCUUUCAAUACACUUAUAUUUCCAUAAUCCGGCGAACUACACUGGAAAAGUUAUCGUUCAUCAACUAUGAGUUUUUAGAACCUCUGGAUAAUAUUCUACUCGUGGUGAUAAUUAUUUCCAGCAUACUACUUCACAUUAUGUUGUUUUUAUUUGAGAAUGUUAGUGUCCGUCUUUUAAAGACAGGAGAACGUUUUGCAUGGAGAGACGUGUUCUCAUAUACAACAGGUUUAAUAUUCCAACGCGAUAUUGGAGGACGAAAUCCCGUUAGCAGCCAUGGAAGGCUAUCAGCGUUGUCUUUUGCUGUCUGCAUGACUGUCAUAAUGUCAACGUACACCGCAAAAUUAACGGCAAAUGGAAUCAAUAACCAGGAAACGGACGACUUUUUGGGAAUAAUCGAUCCAAAGAUCUUAAAACCUACCGCAGCGUUCACGUUCGGAACAGUGAAAAGUACAAGUUUAGAAAGUUUCUUUCAAUAUCACUCUUCAAAUAGGUUUCGGAGGGUCUAUCACUUCAUGAAACCGUAUUCUGUCAGCAGUGAAGAAGAAGGUGUGAAAGCUGUACUAUCAGGAAAACUUGAUGCAUUUAUCACAGAAAGUGCACUUGUUUUAGCUGUUACUUCACGGGCUAAAUAUUGUUUCACAACACAAACAUUUAUUGAUGAUAAAUACGAAAGCGAGCUGGCAUUUGCUGUACAGAAGAAGUCAUCAAUUUAAAAAAAAAUAUCUUUAGCAAUGUUAAAGUUUAAAGAGAACGGUGAAAUUAACCGAUUGACAAAACAAUGGUUUUACCAACCAGAAUGUCAAUCGUUUGACAAAAACAACCAAACAUUUGGAUUGGAAUAUUUUGGUGGUUUAGUAGUUGUUUUUGCAGUCUCUUUGCUCGUGUGUCUUGGUAUACUUGCAAUUGAGCAUGCUUGCAGCUGCAACAUAAACAGUAAAAAUGUUUCCGAAACGAACAGUGAACCUUCCGAAGAUGCAAAGUUUUUAGAGACUAACGUUUAAUGAAGUUUGACAAAAACAAAGUAAUUUUAUGGAAACAUGAUGUCUUAAAGUUUCAAUGAGAUAAAAUAGAGUCAUCACAAACUCUAACUUGCAUGCAAAUGUCUGAAACAGUCAUGGUAUGCAAUAACAUGCUAACAAAAUUAAGUGUUGUCAUAACCUUUUAUUUAACAACCCUAGACAUAAAAUUUUGUAAAAAUGGUUUCUUUUUUAGCUACUUCUUAAAAAAGUA